Molecule: messenger RNA, 1095 nt
Organism: Aedes albopictus (Asian tiger mosquito)
Lineage: Eukaryota; Metazoa; Arthropoda; Insecta; Diptera; Culicidae
Exons: 1
Coding region: 1-1095 (364 amino acids)
Molecular function (GO): zinc ion binding; nucleic acid binding
Source: RefSeq, a predicted model, not a curated record
AUGUCUCUCGGAGCUGGUGACCACCGGGCGGAACGGGUUCCGCAAGCCCCGCAACAGAUCCAGAACCUUUCAAGCCUUCCCCCCAUCGAACGGCUAAGCGGCCGCGAAAAUUGGCCCACGUGGAAGUUUGCGGUGGAAACGUAUCUGGAGCUGGAGGAGCUGUGGAAAGCAGUCAAGCCGAUUCCCGACGCAGAUGGGACGCUACCGGCGGUCGACGAGAGAAAAUGCAGAAGAGCACGAGCGAAGAUUAUUCUCCUGUUGGAUCCCAUCAACUACGUGCACGUGAAGGACGCGAAAACGGCCCGUGAGGUUUGGGCGAAGCUUGAGGCAGCGUUCGAAGACACCGGCCUGUCGCGCCGGGUGGCGUUACUCAGGAAGCUCAUCACGACGAAGCUUUCGGCGUGCGGCAACGUGGACACGUACGUAACGGAAAUUAUUUCCACCGCUCAUAACCUUCGAGGCGUUGGUUUCGAAAUUUCCGAGGAGUGGAUUGGUUCCCUUCUACUGGCUGGCCUUCCGGAAGAGUACAAGCCAAUGAUAGUGGCGCUGGAAAAUUCCGGCACCCCCAUCAUCGGUGACAGCAUCAAGACAAAGCUGCUCCAGGAAGUGCAAUUCUCAUCGGACAAGACGGCGUUCGUUGGAAGGAAACCAUUUCCAGCGAAACCGAAGCAAGGCGUACCCGAAACCCGGUCAGUUGCGCAGUCGAAAGGUCCGAAGUGCAAACGUUGCUACAAGUACGGGCACAUUACGAGGGAAUGCCAGGUAAGAAGCGAGACGAAGAAAGGAUCGGCAUUUUGCACGGUGCUGAACACUACUGGUUGCCAUAGCAACGACGGUUGGGUUUUUGAUUCGGGCGCAUCGGACCACUUCACCAUGAAUCGUAGUAUGCUGGUCGACCCAAGGCCGGCGAGCGGCGUUGUCAUGGUAGCGGAUAAAGGUGUGAUGGAGAUUGCUGCGACCGGCACAGUCAAGCUUUUUCCAAAAUGUUGCCCGGAAAAUCCACCGAUAGACGUGCACAACGUCAAGUUCAUCCCAACGAUGUCGAACAAUUCGCUGUCGGUGAGCCAAAUCGGGCGACGAGGUCACGUGGUGUAA